Messenger RNA from Wasmannia auropunctata (little fire ant), 8009 nucleotides. Its product is annotated as sortilin-related receptor-like. NCBI's taxonomy places the organism in Eukaryota, Metazoa, Arthropoda, Insecta, Hymenoptera, Formicidae. Gene Ontology annotation, cellular component: Golgi apparatus; membrane. Gene Ontology annotation, molecular function: protein binding. The transcript is spliced from 10 exons. Gene Ontology annotation, biological process: post-Golgi vesicle-mediated transport. The record is from RefSeq and is a predicted model, not a curated record. The coding region runs from base 135 to 6698 and encodes 2187 amino acids.
UUCGGUGGCGCCAUCUGUACGCGCGCCCGUCGCGUGGCGUUCGAUAGCGCGUCUGGCGUAAUUUGCGUGAUUAGCGGUUAGGCAAGUAUAAUACGCUCUCGCAUUCGCGGCGAGCGCAGUCAGUCUUGGGCAAGAUGGCCGGUCGGUCGAAUACGGCCCUCUAUUACUAUCUCGCGUUGAUCCUCCAUCUGAUCCUGCUAACGGAGUGCAAUUACGGUGUGCGGUACGGUGACAGGGCGAAGCGGCUGCACGUCGCGGAGCACAGCGAUCCGCGGUACAGGAAACCGCUCAUUAUCGACAGGCGGAGCGCGGAGCCGCGCGACCAGGAUGACAACGAUGACGGGGAGACGUCGUUCGGGCGUACGCGCCGAGACGUACCGUCGCCGGAGCACCCAAACAAUAACCCAAACAUCAAUGUCACGGUCUUCGCUUUACAUGAUUCGCAUCAGCAAUUGAUGGUACAUUGGGUCGGGGAGGGCUCCAAUGUAAUAAUAUGUCUAGCGAGGGAUAGCACGCCCGUGGUACGCUUCCAAGGAGGCAAAUUCUCUUCCCCGACCCAACCUAGCGCUGUGUACAUCAGUUACAACUACGGUGAAACUUUCGUCAAUAAGACUGAUCUGUUUAGGGUUUCGUCCGACCCCGAUGCUCAAUAUGCGGUUGUAGACAAAUUCACCAAUCAUCCUAAGUACUACCAACACUGCGUCUUCGUGGACAGUCUGAAUAGUUUAAUCUUUAUAACGCAUGACAACGGUGGAAAUAUCACGAGGGUCACGGUGCCAUUUCACCCGAGUGAGGUCUCGUUUUACGAAUUAGAUCCACGGAUACUUGUCGCACUGGACAAGAUCGAUCCAAUGCAGAAGUUGUGGUUGUCGACCGACCGCGGAUUGGUCUGGGUACCGAUAGCACAAUCCGUAAAGGCUUUCUUCUGGUCUCCGUAUCGUGUUCUAUUGGUUGAACGCACGGAGCCUACUCUACUGAAUACAGUCUUGAAACUGGAUCUGCGAAAUUUGCCCUGGUAUCAGAGAGGAAACAAUUCAUUACGUGCAAGAAUGUCUCUACGAAAGGAAUUCACCGUCGUCAUUGAGAACAUUGAGGAUUUCCAGAUGAGGGGCGAUUACAUGUUUGCCACCAGGAAAAGGAAUGGAACGGAACAUCUGGAUCUCUUCGUCUCUUACAAGAAUCAGUCGUUUGUCCAAGCGCAUUUUAACACGGAAUUGGACUGCAAGGAUUAUCACAUUGUAGACGUAUCGUACAAUCGGGUCUUCAUCGCUGUGUCGCAUAGCGACACUAUGAUCAAUCUUUACGUGUCGGAAGUUAUAGAUCCUGAGAAAGCUAUAUUUACACUGUCUCUGGAGAGUAUACUCACGUUUUUCCCCAACAGCACGUGGAAAGACAGCUGGCUGAAUGACGUGGCAGACGAGGCAUUCACGGAUUUGUAUAAAGUCGAAGGUCUUCGUGGUAUAUACAUAGCAUCGCGGGUAAAAGGUACUCCAAAAUCAAGCUCGAUCGGACCGGAACACUUGGAAUCAUUAAUCACUUUCGAUCACGGCGUCACUUGGAACAGUAUUAAGCCACCGACCGCGAAUCACGAAGGCUUCUACAUUCACUGCGGAAAAAAUUGCUCGUUACAUCUGAGUCAGAGAUUUAGUCAACUGUAUCCGGUGACGAGAUCCGUUUCCAUUAUGAGCUCGAAAUCGGCGCCCGGAAUAAUAAUGGCCACUGGCGUAAUUGGAGCUAACUUGAAGGGUCAUCCCGCACUCUACGUAUCUAGAGAUGCUGGUCUCACGUGGAAACAAGUGCUAAAGGAUUAUUACUUCUUCAACAUGGGCGAUCACGGAGGUUUGUUGGUCGCAGUUAAGUAUUUCAAGUCACGCGGGGAAACCAGAGAUAUCUCAUUUUCGACGAACGAGGGCGAGACGUGGCAGACGUACGAGUUCAACGAGAAGGAGUUACGUGUCUACGGCCUUAUGACGGAGCCUGGAGAAAACACCACGAUAUUCACCAUGUUCGGAUCGGAUAGUGGGCAGCAUCAGUGGCUUAUUAUCAAGGUCGAUUUACUAAAGGUGUUUGAGAGGAAUUGCACGGAAGAUGAUUACAAGUUUUGGUCACCGACGAGCACCGAUCAACCGGUCAUGGCGUGCGUUUUGGGACGCAAGGAAACGUAUCAGAGACGCGCGGCGCGUUUCAAUUGCUACCAGGGCGUGAACUACGAUCGACCGGUGAGAUUGGAGAUCUGUCAGUGCGACGCAAAUGAUUAUCAGUGCGCUUACGGUUUCAUGCGCGUCGGCAAUCCGUAUCACUGCAUCCGCAACAAAUCCAUCGCCAAUUACGAUCCUUACGCCGUACCGAACACGUGUCAGUCCGGUUCGUUUUAUAAUCGCACGAAGGGCUACGUGAAGAUAUCCGAUGACGAUUGUACCGGUGGCCUCGCGAGGAACUAUGAGCCCGAUGAGAUUCCAUGUCCGAUGAACGAAACGCCAGAAUUUCUAUUGGUCGCCCAACGAGAACACAUUACACGAAUCGAGUUGGUGGAGAACAAAAUGGAAACGUUACCUGUACACGAUCUAAAGAAUGUUAUUGCAAUUGAAUUCGAUUUGCAAAACAAUUGCUUAUACUGGGCGGAUAUUGUAAACGACACGAUCGGUAGACAGUGUCUGAAGGACGGCACUAGCUAUCCCGAGAUUCUCGUCGAGACCGAUUUGAGUUCCAUCGAAGGAAUGGCCUUUGACUGGGUGUCCAAGGUAUUAUAUUUUGUGGACGGUGUUAAGAUGAGGAUACAGAUCAUCCGAACGGAUGUAUCUGCUACAAACAAAAUGCGUAGGACGAUAUUGGGGCCAAACAAUCUGCAGAAGCCACGAGGUAUCGCAGUUCACCCUAUGAACGGCUACAUGUUCUGGACCGACUGGGCGCCAGGCAAUGCCUCAGUUUCGCGAGCCAACUUGGACGGCACGGAUGUUAAACGACUGUUUAUCAAGCCCACAGUCGAAUGGCCGAAUGGAAUAACGAUCGAUCACAUUGCCGAACGUAUCUACUGGGUGGACGCUCGAGCGGACUACAUAGCUUCCUCGGACUUCGAGGGUAAAAGAUUUAAGAAGAUUAUCGCUAACGAUGCGCGUGUCUCGCAUCCGUUCGCGGUCGCUGUGUUUAAGGAUAACGUCUACUGGGACGACUGGAAGCAGUCGAUGAUAUUUGUCGCUAACAAAGAUCACGGAGUCGGCAUCAACAUGGUUGUCGGCUUCCAGAUCGCGGGUCUGAUGGAUCUGAAAAUCUUCGCGCACAGCGUGCAGAUCGGUACGAAUGAGUGCGCGACAACCAACAACACGUGCUCACACAUCUGUCUAGGUGCGCCGCAUAACAGCCACGUUUGCCUAUGCCCGGACGGCAUGGUGAUGACGGAAGGCAAGUGUUUGUGCCCGAACGGGCAAAAGCCGCACGCCAACUCGACGUGCCCGCGCGUCGCCAGCACCUGCUCGGUCAACCAGUUCAUCUGCCAAAACAACGUGUGCAUCCCCGAGUUCUGGAAGUGCGACGGUGACAACGACUGCGGCGACAACUCGGACGAGCUUCACUGCAACCGCGCCACGUGCAGCCCGAAUAAUUUCGAAUGCGAUGAGAACAAAUGCAUACCUAAAUACUGGGUGUGUGAUCUGGAUCGUGAUUGCAGGGACGGCAAGGACGAGAUGAAUUGUACGUACAGCAAUUGCACUGAAACGCAGUUUAAGUGUGACAACGGUCGCUGUAUAUCGUAUCGUUGGCAUUGCGACGGUGAGGACGACUGCCGGGAUGGCUCGGACGAACGGAACUGCACCAAGAACGUUCAGCCAAACACGUGUCGGUCUGAUGAGAUUGUCUGCAAGUCGGAUCACUCAUGCAUACCGACAUCGUGGAAAUGCGAUGGCGAACCAGACUGUGAGGAUGGCGCUGACGAGAAGGACUGCAAUAAUAUGGUAUGCGAAUCGUGGCAGUUUACAUGCAACAACACCAAGGAGAAUGGGCAUCGGUGUAUAUACAAAUCAUGGGCGUGCGACGGUGACAAGGACUGCGCCGAUGGUUCCGACGAGAUGAAUUGUACCACCACUACCAUGCUACCACCGCCGCUAAGUCCGAUCCUGCCGACAAAUUCCUGCAAUGACUGGAUGUUCAUGUGCAACAACAAGAAAUGCGUGCCCUACUGGUGGAAGUGCGACAGCGUGGACGACUGCGGCGACGAUUCCGACGAGAUAGGCUGCGGGGGCAAUGGGGACGUGGUGGAACCCACAUCUCCGGUUCACACGACGCAACAAUCGCGUAUCUGUCGGGAGCACCAGUUCCAGUGUUACAACGGCGGUUGCAUUGAAAACGCGUGGGUGUGCGACGGCUCGCAGGACUGCCCGUCCGGCGAGGACGAGCAACACUGCGAUCAGACACACCUGUCGUGCCAAGAAAAUCAAUUUAUGUGCCGCCAAGACGGUUCCUGCGUACCGCUGUCGAGUAUUUGCAACGGCAUCGAGGAAUGUCCGGACGGCAGCGACGAGCUCGGUUGCCACACAGACCACGAGGUAAAUCCACCCGCCACACCGUCCUGCUACGUCGGUCUUUUCCCAUGCGACGAGACCCGCUGCUUCCCGCUGGCGGCUUACUGCGACGGCAAUCACGAUUGUUUAGACGGCUUCGAUGAGAGCAAUUGCGAGAAGAAUGGCUCGCGCGUGUAUCAGGUGCUAGUGAUGGGCGUGGACGAACGUUCUGUCAACGAUUCCAGUCUCUUCCUCUUCUGGUGGAUGCCGAUACCGUCGAACGUGACGUUCGAGUUCCUGCCGUCAAUCGCGAAGGUGUCACCGGGGGGGUCUAAAUGGACCAACGCUAGCGAAUGGAUCGAAGACACGGAGUACCAAUUCAACAAUCUCGAUCCGUACACCAAGUACAAUCUGACAGUCUAUGUGAAGGUGAAAGGCCAGGCAACCGUAUUCCCACCGGCAAAGUAUCUUGUGGUGAUGACGGGCGAGGGCGUGCCAUCCCCGCCGUGGAAUGUGACUGUCACGCAGAAGAAUGGCACUCGCGUGGAGGUUUCUUGGAUACCACCCAAAUCUCCUCGCGGUCUUAUUAUUGGAUAUCAAGGCUACAUCACGCCGCCGAUACCGCCGAUGGAGUUUAAUCGGCAAAAAACCUCUGCAAUUAUCGACAUGGCGUUUGAGGCGAACACAACUUAUUCCUUCUGGAUCGUGGCGAAGAACCGGCAGUAUCAAUCAGCCUCGUCACAAGUUGCCACGUUGUUGUUCGACGGCUCGGCCAACAUUGACGAUAUUGAGGAUCUCCGUGUGGUGGCCACGACGAAUCACUCUGUCACUUUGUCAUGGAAGAAAAUGAAGGACGUGGACGGGUAUCACAUCACUCCCAGAGCACCGCCAGCCUAUCCAGCCUUGCAAACCGUCUCGACAAUGGAAAAUAUUAAGGAAGUUACAAAAUUGGCGCCGGGCACCAAGUACACCUUCGAGGUCGGCGCGAUGAAGAAGAAAUACAUCGGUAAGAUCGCUAUGGUGACAGCCACGACGAACGGUACCGCGCUGCCGACGAUAAUAAACUUCGAUGCGCAAUUGGUGAAGUCCCAGAGAACGACCGUGAAGCUUACUUGGGAUCCUCCGAAGAGCAACAGGAAGAUCAAGUGGCAAUACGCUAUUCACUACGCUACCAACAUGUUGGACUUCUUUAAAAUGUACAAAAACAUCACCACUAAUCUUACGGCUACGAUCAAGGAUCUGGAAGCGUGUGAAUCGUAUGUCUUUGCCGUUGGUGUUUUUGGGGACUACGGAGCAGGACCUUUGAAUCAACCAAUUACGGUCACGACGCACUUCAAUACACGUGCACCUCCGAAGAGAUUACGAGUAACGCCGUCGCCGGAUAAAAAUGACAGCAUAAUCGUCUCGUGGAGCGCAAGUUGCCCGACGAUCGACGAACCGAUCAGUUACACGAUUUCCGUUACGGAAAUGAUUCUCAACAAGCAGAUGGUUGUGACAUUGCCAGCGACUAACGAAACUAUUAUGAAGCAUACGUUCCAUUCCAUGAAGUACGGCGGGAAGUACAGUGUUACAAUAGCGACUGAUGUCGAAAAUGCUAUACCCACGCAACCGUUCAUCUAUGUAGCGCCGCCGAUCAAGCCGCCUCAUCAGCUCACCGUCUUACACGAUAAUAAGGGAUAUUUGAUUUAUUGGCAAGAACCGGAUUUGCCGGAGAACAUCCGGAUGGAUGCCGAUCGGUACUAUGAAAUUUUGGUGGCCGAGGGAUCGAGAACAAUAAAUGAAUCGACCGCCAAGGUAUUGAUGGUCAAAGAUCCGCCGCCGUAUCGCUACAAGGAUGCUAAAACGGAUACGAUUUACACCUUCGCCGCGCGUCUGGUCACGAACGAAGGAUACCAAAGUCCUCUGAGCGAAACUUGGAGCACGCAGAUUUCAGCAGGAUUGGAACUCCCAGUGAUAAUGAAUACAUCGAGCAUAUUGUCCCUCGCUAUACCAAUCUGUUUGGUUGUCGUAGCGCUCGGUGCUGCGCUCGCGUAUUUCAUCGUUCGACACAGGAGGCUAUCUAACAGUUUUACGCAAUUCGCCAAUAGCCACUAUGAUACGAGACGGGGACAAGCUACUUUCCCUGGCACGACAGAUGGUUUAGAAGAAGAAGACAGUCCGGUAAUUCGAGGCUUUUCAGAUGACGAACCACUCGUAAUUGCAUGAAUACCAUAUAUGUAUGUAUAAACGGGAUAUUUACGUAUUAGGAAAGAAGAUGUGCCAAGACACUAUUAAUAUGAUAAUUUUGAAUAUAAGUCAAGCUUUACGAAGGAAAAGCUUUUAUGAAAGCGUCUCAAGACUGAAUACUGAAUUAUAGCCGUACUUGUUACAAUCAACGACUAUUGAUCAGUAAUUCAAGCUGCUUAGAGCGCUUAUAUGAGAGCUUUUCGCACCAUUUGUUCGGUACGUUGUAGAAAUAUGGUACACAUGUACAUCAUGAGUGAUCGGAGUAACUGACGUGUAGCUGACAGGCCGUUGCAUCUCAAAUUUGACCAUAAAACAAAUCAAGACGACUGUAGAUUGGAAGUCUAGUUUACCGUCUAGCGAAAGGAUAAACGCCAAUCGACGAAACGGCAACUUGUAUAUAUAAUAGUAAAUAUUUUUUAUGGAUUGAUUGUGAGACUUUCGAGGUGACAAGCAUUUGCAUUUUUAAUAAUGUAUUUAUAUGACAUGUAUGUGUGAAGAAACUUUUUUUUAGUCCGUAUUCAGAUUUGUUGAUGUGAAAGUGAGUUACCGACACACGGGACGAACUUUUUAUUAAAAGCCGUUUUAAUAAACACCCACAGAGGCCAUAAGUUUUUUUCCAAUAUAUAGCAAGUGCAUGACCAAAGUAACGCUAUCUUCUAAUGCCGCAUUCAAGAGAAGUACAUCAGUCUCGUCUGUUUAUGGAGUAGGUUUCUACGACGUUUCAUUCAUGAGUUUAAUGAUCCGUCUUGAGUAACUUUAUAUGCUCGUCCCGCAUAAUAGAAUUCAUAAUAAAAUUUUAUAUCAAACGCGAUGCGGCAUUGAAAGAAGUUUUUAUAAGCGAGUCUCAAUUUCGCGAAAGGGUGACUUGACUCUUGUAAAAAGUGUGCUACAAUUAUUGCGAUUUGAACACAAUGCUAAGUACGGAUUUUUUAUCUUUAGGGUCACACAAAAGAGGAUAUUCGACAAAUAAUGUGCGCUUUAUACGGUUAAAAUAGAUUACAUUUUUUUAUCUUAUAUUAAAAAAAUAAUACAUUAUUCUCUUUACCAAGACCGAACGCUCUUAGUUAAGAUUAGGAGAGGUUUAUCAACAAGACACCCCGAUAUGAGAAAGCGACAGAUCGGUGACGUUCUCAGUGCGAAUAACAUGGUAACGACAUCGUCGUGACUUUUAGAUUAUUGUAAAUAAUAUUUAAAUAUAUUUAAGCGCGUGACUUUCACCGCUUAAUUCAUGUUGAUUCAUCCGUAAAAGACGUUAAUGAUUGAAUCCUAAGAUCCUUUAUAUUUUUGUGU